GGGGGAAGCAGCCGUCGGCGGCUGCCGUGAGCCCGGCUGGGGAAGGAGGAGGGUGGUAGGCGCAGAGCGCGGUCCCCGCCGGCCCUCCCGGAGCCAUGGGAAGAUGAGACAGGAAUCAGUGCCACCUAAAUUGUUUGAUCCGGUGAAACUGCAAGAAAAGGUCUCUGAGGCCCCCAUCUGCUGACUGCAUGACAAACCCUAAAGGAAAUGCCAGUCGUGAUGGCCCGGGACCUGGAGGAAACAGCAUCAUCCUCAGAGGAUGAGGAGGUGGUAAGCCAAGAGGAUCAUCCGUGUAUCAUGUGGACCGGAGGCUGCAGGAGAAUUCCAGUUUUGGUGUUCCACGCUGAGGCUAUUCUGACAAAGGACAACAAUAUUCGAGUAAUUGGAGAACGUUAUCAUUUGUCUUACAAAAUUGUGCGAACAGAUAGUCGCCUGGUACGCAGCAUUCUGACAGCCCAUGGAUUUCAUGAAGUUCACCCAAGCAGCACUGACUAUAACCUAAUGUGGACGGGAUCUCACCUGAAGCCCUUCUUACUUCGCACACUCUCUGAAGCACAAAAGGUUAAUCACUUUCCCAGGUCCUAUGAACUAACCCGGAAAGACCGACUCUACAAAAACAUCAUCCGAAUGCAGCACACACACGGAUUCAAGGCUUUUCACAUCCUCCCUCAGACCUUCCUUCUGCCAGCCGAGUAUGCGGAAUUCUGUAAUUCAUAUUCAAAGGACCGGGGACCUUGGAUAGUAAAACCAGUGGCCUCUUCUAGGGGGCGGGGCGUCUACCUGAUCAACAAUCCGAACCAGAUUUCCCUGGAGGAGAACAUCCUGGUCUCCCGUUACAUUAACAACCCCCUGCUCAUAGACGAUUUCAAGUUUGACGUGCGCCUCUACGUGCUUGUGACUUCCUAUGAUCCUCUUGUCAUCUAUCUCUAUGAAGAGGGAUUGGCUAGGUUUGCAACUGUGAGAUAUGAUCAAGGAGCCAAGAACAUUCGGAACCAGUUCAUGCACCUGACAAACUACAGUGUGAAUAAGAAGAGUGGAGACUAUGUCAGCUGUGAUGAUCCAGAGGUGGAGGAUUAUGGGAACAAAUGGAGCAUGAGUGCCAUGCUUAGGUAUCUGAAACAGGAAGGCAGAGAUACAACUGCGUUGAUGGCCCAUGUGGAAGACCUGAUUAUUAAGACUAUCAUCUCUGCUGAACUAGCUAUUGCUACAGCCUGUAAAACCUUUGUUCCUCACCGCAGCAGUUGUUUUGAACUCUAUGGCUUUGAUGUGCUCAUUGAUUCUACUCUGAAGCCAUGGUUGUUGGAAGUAAAUCUCUCCCCUUCUUUGGCCUGCGAUGCACCUCUGGACCUAAAGAUUAAAGCCAGUAUGAUUUCAGAUAUGUUCACUGUUGUAGGAUUUGUGUGCCAGGAUCCUGCCCAGAGGGCAUCAACCCGGCCAAUUUAUCCCACCUUUGAGUCUUCCAGGCGAAACCCUUUCCAGAAACCUCAGCGUCCAGUGUCUGCACAGUGUCAGUCCUCAGAUGCCAAACUGCGUUCCCGUCCACUGUCUGCCAGUGAUGCGGAAAUGAAAAACCUUGUGGGCUCAGCCCGAGAGAAGGUGCCGGGGAAGUUAGGUGGUUCUGUGCUUGGUCUGUCAAUGGAGGAGAUCAAAGUUUUACGGAGAGUGAAGGAAGAAAAUGAUCGGAGAGGUGGAUUUAUUCGCAUAUUCCCUACUUCGGAGACAUGGGAAAUAUAUGGGUCCUACCUGGAACACAAGACCUCCAUGAACUAUAUGCUGGCAACGCGUCUCUUCCAGGACAGGGGAAACCCAAGAAGAAGCUUAUUGACAGGAAGAACACGACUAGCUGCUGACGGAACCCCGGAACUGAAGGUAGAGAGUAUGAAUUCAAAGGCCAAACUGCACGCUGCCCUCUAUGAGCGGAAGCUCCUGUCUUUGGAGGUGCGAAAACGUCGGCGACGCAGCGGCAGAUUGAGGGCCGUGAGGCCAAGAUACCCAGUGAUCACUCAGCCGGCUGAAAUGAAUGUUAAAACUGAGACAGAGAGUGACGAGGAGGAAGAAGUCGCGUUAGACAAUGAAGACGAAGAGCAGGAGGCUUCCCAGGAGGAAUCCGCAGGGUCCCUUGGAGAAAAUCAAGCCAAAUACACCCCCUCAUUGACUGUUAUGGUAGAAAAUCCGCCCAAAGAAAAUGCCAUGAAAGUUUCUGAAUGGAAUAAUAAAGGUGAACAGUGCUGCAAAAUGGAGACUCAGGAGCCAGAGCCUAAAUUUAACCUGAUGCAGGUUCUACAAGAUAAUGGCAAUCUUAGCAAAGUGCAGGCCCGGAUAGCAUUCUCUGCCUAUCUCCAGCAUGUUCAGAUUCGCCUGAUGAAAGACAGUGGAGGUCAAACGUUCAGUGCCAGUUGGGCCGCCAAAGAGGAUGAACAGAUGGAGCUAGUGGUUCGCUUCCUUAAACGAGCAUCCAGUAACCUCCAGCACUCACUGAGGAUGGUACUACCCAGUCGACGAUUGGCACUUCUGGAACGCAGAAGAAUCUUGGCACACCAACUGGGUGAUUUUAUUAUUGUGUACAACAAGGAAACAGAACAGAUGGCUGAAAAGAAAUCGAAGAAGAAACUUGAAGAAGAAGAGGAAGAUGGGGUGAAUACAGAAAACUUUCAGGAGUUCAUCAGACAAGCAAGUGAGGCUGAGCUGGAGGAGGUGUUGACUUUUUAUACCCAAAAAAACAAGUCUGCAAGCGUCUUCCUGGGGACCCACUCAAAAAGUUCUAAAAACAGCAACAGUUAUUCUGAUAGCGGGGCAAAGGGUGAUCACCCUGAGACCACGGAGGAAGUGAAAAUAAAGCAGCCCAAACAGCAGCAGGCAACAGAAAUUCACUCCGACAAAUUAUCUCGAUUUACUACUUCAGCAGAAAAAGAGGCUAAAUUAGUCUAUACAAAUUCUUCCUCUGCUUCUUUCUCUGGUCCUGCUGCUACUCUUCUGCAGAAAAUUCCCAAUACCCACUUGUCAUCUAUUAUUACAACCUCUGACCUGUCAGCAGGGCCUGGCCACCAUUCUUCUUUAUCUCAGAUUCCUCCAGCUAUCCCCACCAUGUCUCACCAGCCAACAAUUUUACUGAGCUCAGUCCCUGACAGUGCCUCUCCCUCCAUACAUCCUGGGACACAGAACGCACCAAGCCCUGCUGGCCUGCCACGCUGUCGAUCAGGCAGUUACACCAUUGGCCCCUUUUCCUCUUUCCAAAGUGCUGCACACAUCUAUAGCCAGAAACUGUCUCGUCCCUCUUCAGCAAAGGCAGAUUUGCCUACUCUGGACAUUCUAUCAGGCUCAUGCCAUCCAAACAAGCCGCACUCGGGAAUGGCUAAAACACAAAGAGAGGGAGAAGAUGGGUCUCUGUACAGCAGACGGUAUAACCCAAGCAUGGUCACGGCCGAGCUGCAGCGGCUGGCUGAGAAGCAGGCAGCCCGCCAGUAUUCCCCGUCCACCCACAUCAGCCUCCUCACCCAGCAGGUAACAAACCUGAAUUUGGCAAGUGGCGUCAUAAACAGAAGCAGUGCUUCAACCCCCCCCACCCUUCGGCCUGUCAUCAGUCCUAGUGGCCCGACAUGGUCAAUACAGUCAGACCCCCAAGCUCCUGAGAGCCACUCCACCCCUCCUGGAAGCAGGAGCCUUCAAACAGGUGGCUUUGCCUGGGAGGGAGAGGUAGAAAACAACGCGUAUAGCAAGGCUACAGGGGUGGUCCCGCAGCACAAGUACCACCCCACAGCGGGCAGCUACCAACUCCACUUUGCCCUGCAGCAGCUUGAACAACAGAAACUUCAGUCCCGGCAGCUUCUGGACCAGAGUCGAGCCCGGCACCAGGCCAUCUUUGGCAGUCACACACUCUCUAACUCCAAUUUAUGGACAAUAAAUACUGGUGCAGCUUGCAGAAUUUCAAGUGCCACCGGUAGUGGCCAGAAGCCAACCCCUCUGCCCCAGAAAGUGGUGCCGCCUCCAAGUUCUUCCUCAUCGCUGACCCCCAAGCCCCCAGCCAAUCAUAAACAAGUCCUCAGAAAGACCACAUCCCAGAGGGCCUCCAAGGGCUCCUCCGCGGAAGGGCAGCUGAAUGGACUCCAAGGCAGCCUGAACGCUGCGGCCUUUGCGCCCAUCACCGGCCCCACAGGCACCGCUCGCAUCACACUGUCAUGUUGCCCGCCUGUGAUAGGGGCGAACAAGUGGCUUGGCUUUGAAAGGUGAUUCUUCGAGACACCUCGAGUGACCCAGCUCCUGGCGUGCCGGGAAGCUCUUGACGUUCAUCGCCCUGGGGCACCAGAGCUCUCUGGCGGAGCACACUUGCCAGCCAAGCCUGGCCUGAAGAGAAAGUCACCUCUGCUGACACCCCCAAGAUCCUGGCCUAGCGGGCAGGCUCGCCAGGGAGAGCAUUUCACUGCUAGGUGCAGACCGUGAGAAACCUCCCGUGCUUUUUGGCUCUUAGAGAAGCAAUCACGCUCUGGCAUGUGGAUUAUCAAAUCCCUUGGAAGCAUGGCACAGCUGGCUUGGUGGUAAUUAUGUAUAUUGUACAUCGGAUUUUUGCUUCGCUCUGUCAUUACCUGGUCAGGACAUUACAACUUAUUUAAAAUUUCAUCCAUCUUGGGACACCUGGCUGACUCACUCAGUAGCGCGUGCCACUCUUGUUCUCGGGCUUGUGAGUUCGAGCCCCACAUUGGGUGUGGAGUUCACUUUAAAAAAUCUUAAAAAUCUUUAAAAAAUAAAAGUAAUAAAAUUUCAUCUAUUUCUCUCAGAAACCGUGGAUUUUAUGCCCCCCCAAAAUGAGUCCCUUUUCAUUCGAUAUGUACUUUUUUCACAGAGCCCUAGAACUAACUCAUUCUAAUUUCUCUCUGUUCCCAAAAUGAUGAGUUUAUCCAUGUACUGACAUGUUGGUUAUAUUUGCGAAAGGAUACCUCCUGAUGGCGUGUGGACCGAGAAAUGCAGCUGGAAACUGGGGGGUAACAGCGCGUGGUAGCGUGUGACUUACUGUCAUGUGUGUCUCUCUAAUCCCCACUCCCCCUGUGCUCCUGGCGCUUACAGAGCCUAAGGAAAGCCUCGUCUCCCUCCUGGGCUCUCCCCUCUCCCUGCAGGAAGGGGAGUAGCAGGAAAUGGAAUCUGCCCGGGUCAUGGGAUUUUUGAAAGAAACAAAGCAUGAUCUGAUGAGGAGCAGGUUAAUCCUACGAUUUCAUUUCCCUUUCAGAGAGGGCGGGGGCUGGAUUGUGAGAUGAAGUAUUUGGUUUCACAUCUGUUCCAGGAAUUAUCCUCGGCAUAAAUCCAUUUUUCUUUUAAGCAUCCUAAAGCAUCCCGGGGAGCUUCUCCUCCCAUGCACCCUCCCCACCCCCACAGCCCAUUUCAUGGCCACAGAGCAGCUGACAGACCCCUGGAGAGAUCUUGUCAUUGUUGUGGGAGGAAUCUCUUAAGUCCCAGAGGUGCAAAUUUCUGUGGGCCAGUACUAUCAGUUUUGGGUCUGCGCUCCAUGAACAGUUUCAAAUAAAAAGGAAGUAGCAUACCAGCAGUGCGGUAUAAUGGAAAAAGGAGCAAUUUU
Mustela erminea (ermine) is the source of this 5563-nucleotide messenger RNA. RefSeq names its product tubulin tyrosine ligase like 5 (gene TTLL5). The record is from RefSeq and is a predicted model, not a curated record. The coding region runs from base 208 to 4227 and encodes 1339 amino acids. Gene Ontology annotation, molecular function: tubulin-glutamic acid ligase activity; tubulin binding. The transcript is spliced from 35 exons. NCBI's taxonomy places the organism in Eukaryota, Metazoa, Chordata, Mammalia, Carnivora, Mustelidae. Gene Ontology annotation, cellular component: cilium. Gene Ontology annotation, biological process: protein polyglutamylation; microtubule cytoskeleton organization.